Messenger RNA from Scaptodrosophila lebanonensis, 4280 nucleotides. It is a transcript of the gene FANCI, whose product is annotated as Fanconi anemia group I protein. NCBI's taxonomy places the organism in Eukaryota, Metazoa, Arthropoda, Insecta, Diptera, Drosophilidae. Gene Ontology annotation, biological process: DNA repair. The record is from RefSeq and is a predicted model, not a curated record. Gene Ontology annotation, molecular function: DNA polymerase binding. The coding region runs from base 30 to 4256 and encodes 1408 amino acids. The transcript has 13 exons.
UUUUGCGCAGAUGUAAAGAAAGGAUAACCAUGUCGGCUAUAGCGUUUGAGGUGCAAGUGCUCCGUUUGGGCGAGAAACAGGAAAUAUAUAAAUUACAAGAGCUGAUUAGCAAUACAAGUAUUGAAAAGCUAACGGAUACGCUGACGUCACGACUGCCUCGUAAAGAUUGCAUAUUUUGGAACUAUUUAUUACUUGGCUUCGACCCUAAUAAUUUUGAGUCACGGGAGAAGCGAUUUGCGUGUGUGCGCAGUUUCCUGGAGAAGCUGAGAUCUGUUGAGCUGAGCUACAAACAGUCGUACGAUUUGAUCACACGCCUCUGUCAGGACCUUCCAACGUUCUCGACAAAUGAGCUGGGAGAGAUUGUGGAUCACUGCCUGCACGACAUGCGUAUCGGCGACGCCAAAUGCGUGGGUUGGAAGGAUUUGUUGCCGCAGACCUUGACCGUGCUGGCUGUCAAGCCUCGUCUCACCAUGAAUGAUAUAGCUAUGACUGGGCAGGAAUAUCGAGAUGCCACUAUGCGCAGAAUAUUCACCAUGCGUUGGGCCGCUCCUGUGCUGACACCUUUGGCGGGAAUGUUCAAAGAGAUGCAGCUCAGUAAUGAGGAACGUUUGACGGUGCUGAACAAGUUUGCCGGUGCACUACAGGAACAAACGCCUAUGGAACUGCCAGCACUGUGUUUUCAACUGUUUUCCAUGUGUAGCAGCGCUGGCCAGUUGAUUAUUCCAUUGCUGGCGCUAGAAAAGUAUUUCCAUCGGUACUACUACAAACGUCUCUUUGCCGAUAUGUGUAACAACUCCUCGGAUCUGGACAGCAUUGACAGCUACUCGGAGAAGGAGCUGCGCGAGGCAGAGGAGACUAUACUCUUUCAUUUGAACUGCUGCACCAUGUACACGCUUAGCGAGCAGCAGCUGUCCAUUAUGUUUCGUAAUUUUCUGCACAUGCCAGAGUUUAUACUGACACCCUUUAUGAUGAGCGCCAUCUUAUCGAUGACAGCGGCCAAUCGAGAGCCCGACUCAGCGCGCCUCUCCAGAUCCAUUUUGUUGCCCUUCCUGAGAAGCGUCAUCAAGAAUAAUGAGGAAGAGCGCGCCCUGGCAAAAUAUUCGGUGUGGUGUCGUGUCACAUUGCAACGCAAGCAAGUGGAUUCAGAGCAGGUGUUCCAAGUACUUAUUGAUCAGAAUAAGGACGGCAAGGAUAUGAUCACACCGGGCCUGAUCAAUCUAGCAUUUGUGCUGCUGAAGGCAAAGCAGUCGCCCACACUAAAUGCCCUGGCCAUGACCUUUCUGAGCAAGUUCAUACGCAGGCGGUUUAUUUUUGGUCAGGGCAUUAUCGAUCGCAUUGCUGAAUGGAUGUUGGUGGAUCAGGAGCAGCAUCAGUUUUCGGAAUGCCUCGCCUUACUGAGCAUGGCUGAUACCUAUACUAUGUCCGAGUGCGGCAAAACCAUCAAGUCGGUGAUGAGCCAUUUUCUAUGGCUGCCUGGCCAACAAUCAAUGCGUAUGAUGAACUUCAUUUUGCCGCUGUUAAAACUUUCAAAUUCCCUGCGCGAUGCUUUGAUUGAAGUGCUGCGUAGGGCCAUCAAUUCCAGUGAUGUGCACACGCGACUCAUGGCAGUCUAUGGUUUCUGCAUGAUAUUAAAGCAGCUGAAUUUUAGCAACUCGGCGCGUCAGACACAAGGUGCUAGCGGCUAUUGCACCCAACAGAGCAUCUCGGGCUGCUCUCUGAUGACACAAAGCACACUUAGCAACAGUCGGAACCGAAAGUAUCGCAACUUCGAUAUGCUGACUUUGGAGAUUAUUGGAAUGCUGCGCAGCUGUUUUGGCCAAUCGUUAGACAUUCGCUGCACACUAUACGAAAAUUUGCAACGGGCCGUAGAGCUAAAUGCCAAGCUCGUGCCGCAUGUUCUUCAGUUUGUGGACUGGCAUUUUCGAAGCUUUUUUGACACGUCGCCUUCAUUGGAGGGGGGAGAUGAUUUGGACAGCGAGUUUAACGUAAGAUUUUCACUUUUAGUGGAAGCCAAAGACGAUCAGCACAUGGAGCUGCAGCUCCACGACAAUCUCGGCUGUUUGGUACAGUUUGUGGCAAAUUGCUUGGCCAUAUUCGAACGCGCACCAGCGGGAUAUGAUACUCGUGAGAUGAAGCGCCUGUUGAAUUUGUGCAUACAGCGCAUUGUGGCUAACCGCUUGCCCUUGGAAGAUAAUUCCUCGUCCGCCACUCAUCUGAAGUGUGUGUUGUUGCAACAGCAAAUGAACCUUAUCGAGGGUCUCAUUUCCCACCUGCUGCUAAGCUCCAAACAAUCCAAUGAUAACAUUCGACAUAUACUGCCGUUGUUCAAGCAGCAUCAGAAACUAACGCUCGUACUGCAAAGCAUGGCAAGCGGGGCCAAAAAACUACAAAAGCGGGGCAAGUUGGGCGAUACAAACAACACAACGAUUGCAAAUCUCACCGUAAAUGGCGUUAAGGUGCAGCGCAUCAACAUGCGGCCUGAUAAUAUUUGGGACAUAGCGAUAUUGGAGAAAUUGUUGCAUUUACUACACGAUGACAAUGUGCCCUUUGCCGACGCCGAGCAUACGACCCAGCUGAGAUCCAAUGUUGAACUCGUGCGUUAUGUGCUGGAUGUGACGACCCAAAAGGUGGAACAAGUACGCCUCGAGCCGGAUUACAAACAGCUGGCCUACAGCAAGCGCAUGUUGAAGCAUCUAACGGACGUUACCAAACUCAUAUACGAGCGCUGCAUUCGCAGACUGCCUGAAUUGUGGCGCAACUUUGACUUUGCCACAGCCGUCAGUGCCGCCAAUUGUUUCUUCAACUGCCUACGCACAGCCAACGAAACGUACCAAAGACGAUUUUCCGAUUUUGUGAAAGGGUUCGACAUGGCCACGAUAAAUAAAACCAAGGAGACACAUUAUAUCAUACAGGACGUAAUCGAUGAGUUCAUGCAGGAGGACGCCAGUGAACAAAACGCGGAGGAGGCGCUUUCGAAACAAUCGAAUGGCAUUCAGAUACCACUUUGCUUGCUACAGUCUCUCGAGAUUCUUUAUGAUCACAUAGACUAUGAGCAACGCGCUGCAACUGAGUCAUAUACCUGGUUGUUGCAGUUCUGUCGUACCUACGAGCUGCCCAGCGGGGAGUUGGGUAUUGUCCAUCGUCUGCUCUUCACGCAGCGACAAAAGACGCAUGCGGCUGCCGUUUUUGACAGUGUAGCGAAGCAGCUUGGUAGGGUUUUGGGGACGGUUUGCGAAGGCACUGAAGCGGAUGAUGAUGGUGACGUUGACGAGACGUCAGGAGGGCUAUUUCUCAAGACUAUUAGCCAAGCCACCGCGGAGACUUGUCUGCAGUAUCUUUAUGCAGCAUUGCGCAAACAAAUCGAGGAUGUGGACUAUUUUAUAGUAAAGGCGAACAACUUGAACUACAAAUGCAACAUUGUUCCAGAGUCGGAUCGCGAUUAUUGGCGUGGUAAUCUAGAUUCCUUGGAUCGCUCAAUUUGUACGCAGUUGAUUCAAAUCUCCCAGACGCUUCAGUCCCUGACGAGUGUUUGCAUACCUCUCGGUGCCUCUAUAGACGGGCUCAUGCGUCUGCUCAUACAGCAUUACAAUUGCCUCAGCAAUCUCACUAAGCACUGUCUGGCCUGUUGCGCUAAUCAUACUAUUUCCAUCAAGAGCACCAAAAUCGAAUUCCUAAUAAGCGUCGUGGGGCGACCGCUGCCCACCAAUGUCUACAAGCUUAUUGUUUAUGUGGAGGCAAAUGUGCUGGACGAGCAGGCAUCAACAAAGCGCAAUCCGCAGGCCGAUAAGGCAAAAGUUCUGCGCGAAACGAGACUUAUACCCAAAGUCAUUCUGUCCAUUGAGCAAUUCAACAAGCACAUCAUAGUGCUCUCUCAGAAGACGAAAGAUCGGCUGGCGAAUUACCUGCAUUUUGGUACUGUGCGAGAUUUCCGAUUCAAGACGGCGGAUCUUAAGGCGGCCAUUGAACGCACUCUGUCGCAUAGUAACGAAAUUCAAGUGUUGGACAGCAAUCUGGAUGAGCAGGUCGAGGACGAGCCUGACGACAAGGAGCAGGAGGUGCAAGAAAGCGAUGAAAACGACAGCAAUGCUGAGAUAAUGGAGGAUGAGGAAGCAGCCGAUGAAGGUGAUGGGGCCGAAGAUCAAGAGAAAGCCGAGGAUGUACCGCCCCCCAAGUCUCAGCGACGACGACGCGUGCUUAGCAAUGAUGUGGAGGAAUCACAACCGAAGCGUAGGCGUGGCCGACCAGCUAAGAAAUAAAUACAUUUGUGAUGAAAUGCCAAA